AUGUCCUCUAAUUUGAAUGUCGGUAUUGUCGGUACUGGUAUUUUCGCCAGGGAUAGACACCUGCCCUCAUACCAGGAGUAUCCUGACAAAUUCAAAGUCGUUGCUGCUUUCAACAGAACAAAGAGCAAAGCGUUGGAGUUUGCGGCAAAGGCCAGUAUCCCAGAAGACAAGGUCUAUGAUGAUGUUGAUGGGCUCAUGAGCGACAAGGAUGUUGACUACAUUGAUGCGCUUUUGCCAGUUCAAUUCAACGUCGAUACUGUUAAGAAGGCGAUUGCUCACAACAAGCCAAUUAUUUUGGAAAAGCCUGUGGCUGCUAACAUGAAGCAAGCUAGAGAGAUGGUCGAGCUUUCUGAUUCCACAGAACUGCCCAUCGGUAUUGGUGAAAACUGGCUAUUCCUUGACUGUAUCCAGGAGGCCGCAAAACACUUGGACCGCAUUGGGCCAGUGGUUGCAUUCACUCACAACUCCACAGGGCCCUUUGUUAGAGACAACAAAUAUUUGACGACUAACUGGAGACAGAAUCCCGAGCACAUUGGUGGGUUUCUGUCUGAUGGCGGUGUCCAUCAACUGGCUUUAGUCACGAGCCUUGUUGGGGAAUUUGACACCGUCUCUGCCCUGACCAGACAAAUUCGUAAAGAAUCUGGCGCGGAUGAUAUCGUGUUCGGUACUGUUAAGGUGAAGGACAGCGAUGUUAUUGGCUCAUUCACCUAUGGGUCCGCAUUUGGCGCCACUGAAAAGUCCGUGUUCUUGAAGAUUUAUGGUGUAAACGGUUCAAUCCUUGUCGACGUUUCCAACAAGACAGAACCAGUGAUCAAAGUAAGAGUAGGGGACUUUUUAGAAACCGCGCAAAAGGAGGAAGUUCAUAAAGUUGAAGUAGAUGACUCCUUUGGUGUAAACAAGGAGUUCCUGAACUUUCAUGAAGCCGUUGCUAAGAGGGAUAAGACUUUGUUGAAGAGCACGCCGAGAAUUGCCUUUCACCAUUUGGCAGUUGUUGCGGCUUUUUUGGAAUCUUCUGCCAAGAAGGGGGAUCAUGUACAGGUUGAAAGAAUUUGA
Huiozyma naganishii CBS 8797 is the source of this 1053-nucleotide messenger RNA. RefSeq lists its product as uncharacterized. Gene Ontology annotation, molecular function: nucleotide binding; oxidoreductase activity. Bases 1 to 1053 code for a protein of 350 amino acids. The transcript has a single exon. The record is from RefSeq and is a predicted model, not a curated record. Gene Ontology annotation, cellular component: cytoplasm. Gene Ontology annotation, biological process: NADPH regeneration. NCBI's taxonomy places the organism in Eukaryota, Fungi, Ascomycota, Saccharomycetes, Saccharomycetales, Saccharomycetaceae.